Phyllostomus discolor (pale spear-nosed bat) is the source of this 766-nucleotide messenger RNA. It is a transcript of the gene WFDC2, whose product is annotated as WAP four-disulfide core domain 2. Bases 88 to 585 code for a protein of 165 amino acids. The record is from RefSeq and is a predicted model, not a curated record. Lineage: Eukaryota; Metazoa; Chordata; Mammalia; Chiroptera; Phyllostomidae. Gene Ontology annotation, biological process: innate immune response; antibacterial humoral response. Gene Ontology annotation, cellular component: extracellular region. Gene Ontology annotation, molecular function: peptidase inhibitor activity. The transcript has 5 exons.
UACCCACGGCCCCAGCGCGCGCGCACGGUUAAAUCCCCCCAUUCCGACGGCGGCGGCUCUCACCCGCACCCCGCCGGGCGCAGCACCAUGACUGCCGGCCGCCUCGGUCCGUUUGUCACCCCUCUCUUCCUGGGCCUGGUGCUGCUCGUCUUCCACCCGGGCGCAGACGCGUGGUUCCGGGGGAGGUCGAGCGCCGCGAGGGACCAGCCAGCAAUGCCAGGAGGUGGCUGUCCUCUGGGACAGGCGCUCCGGGCUGCCACUGAUGGUCCUCAGCCUCCCCUCCUAGGCCCAGAAGGAGGGAAAGCGGGCGUGUGCCCCGAGCUGGAGAACGACGACGUGAACUGCACGCAGGAGUGCAGCUCCGAUGAAGAGUGCGGGGACUACCUCAAGUGCUGCAAGGCCGGCUGCGCCAGCGUCUGCUACCGGCCGGAUGAAAAGCCGGGCUCCUGCCCCAGGGUGGACCUUCCCUUGACUCCACUUGGCAUCUGCCGGGACCAGUGCCAGGUGGACAGCCAGUGUCCCGAACGGAUGAAAUGCUGCCGCAAUGGUUGCGGGAAGGUGUCCUGCGUCACUCCCGUCUUCUGAGUUUCAGCCACCGCAGCCGGAGGAAUGAGGGAGUGGAAGUUUCUGCCAGGCCCUGUCUGGCUCCGGCCCAGCCCCGUCUGGCUCCAGCCCAGCUGCCCUCCCCUCUUUCUGGCCUCUGCACUCCCUCCUGUGCUGGCCACAGUUUCACUUUCCAGCCAAUAAAGUGACCGCUUCCAGCACC